UGUUUCUGUCACAUAACAGUAAAUGUCAUUGUCAAUUCAUGGCUGUUGUUUGAGUAUUUUCGAUUAUUCAUAGUCAAAUUCAAAAACUUUUCUCGAUAUUUCAAGAAUUAUCGUCUGAAGUUAUUUGUUCGUAUAUCAUAAAUAGCAACAAUGGCAGAUCGUCUAACGCAGCUCCAGGACACCAUAAACCAGCAAGCUGAACACUUUUGCAACAGCAUAGGCAUAUUGCAACAGUUCUCUACACCAAGCAAGUUCCCCGGCUUCGAUCGUAGUGGAUCGCAGACCCCGCAACAGCAACAAAACCAGGAGGAUUAUGCUAUGUUGUUUGCGACGCUUAUUUCUCGUUGUGCGAAGGACAUUGAUACGCUGAUUGAGUCAUUGCCUAGUGAGGAGAGCUCUACUGAGCUGCAGGUGCAAAGCUUGAGACGUUUGGAGGCGGAGAACAAGGAGGCUGCUGAACAACUUGAAGAGGUAGUCCGUCAAGGUGAGAUCCUCCUGGAGAAGAUCCAAGGAGCUCUGAGUGAUAUUGCUCAGUGCCAGUUGGACAUGCAGAACCCUGCACUGAUCCUCAAUAAAGAUGUGAAACCUCAAUUAUAGGGCUCACGGAAACACGGUACUGAUUACCGUAGAUGAUCUGAAAUGAACAAUAGUGGGAGUUUUGUGUAUGUGUGGUUUGCCCUUCUGUGACAAGAGGCAGUGUAAUCUAUUUUGUUUUAUGCUAAUUGUGGCUAGUUACUAAAAUACUAAAUUAAACAGUUACCUAUUUCUACUCA
This is a messenger RNA of Spodoptera litura, 773 nucleotides long. It is a transcript of the gene MED21, whose product is annotated as mediator complex subunit 21. The record is from RefSeq and is a predicted model, not a curated record. Gene Ontology annotation, biological process: regulation of transcription by RNA polymerase II. Gene Ontology annotation, molecular function: transcription coregulator activity. NCBI's taxonomy places the organism in Eukaryota, Metazoa, Arthropoda, Insecta, Lepidoptera, Noctuidae. Gene Ontology annotation, cellular component: mediator complex.